This is a messenger RNA of Spinacia oleracea (spinach), 2603 nucleotides long. Its product is annotated as BTB/POZ domain-containing protein At3g08570. Gene Ontology annotation, molecular function: protein binding. The transcript has 4 exons. The record is from RefSeq and is a predicted model, not a curated record. Bases 411 to 2258 code for a protein of 615 amino acids. NCBI's taxonomy places the organism in Eukaryota, Viridiplantae, Streptophyta, Magnoliopsida, Caryophyllales, Amaranthaceae.
UGUACCUCUCGGAAAAUGAUUAAUAAGCACAUACAAAAUUGAUUUGUAACUGAUGGAUGUCAGUCACAUUGUGUAGUACAGGUACUCCGUAAUAAUUUGAAUGUGAAAUUUGAAAAGUAGUGUAAAUGAUGAAAUAAAUAGGAUAAUAAUUGGGUAGUAAUUGUGAGACAAAAAGCUUCCAAAGCGAAAUUAAAAAAAAAAAAAAAAAACAACAACAAAGAUAAAAGAGAAAGCAAAAGCAACAGUCCAUUCCAGAAAACAGUGAGACAGAGACUGAAGAAAGAUUUCCCCAUCAAUUCCUCUUUCUUUUAAUUUCUACAGUUAGUUUAGCCAAACAGGGAAUUAAGGGAGAUAUUGAGCCAUGACAUGAUUGAGAAAGGAAAUUAGAGAGAGAAAAACAAGAAACAAAAAUGGUAGCAGAAGACAAACACCAACUCUCACGGCCACCCCUUCCUUCAUCUCAUUCCAACACUUUGAAUAACCGCAUCUUUCAGGAUGUUGCCGGAGACAUUACUGUUGUCGUCGACGGCGAAUCCUUUCUUCUCCACAAGUUUCCCCUGGUUACUCGAAGUGGGAGAAUACGAAAAAUGAUUGCAGAUACCAAGGAUCCAAAGGUCUCCAAGUUGGAGCUCUACAAUUUACCAGGUGGUUCUCAAGCAUUCGAGUUUGCUGCCAAGUUCUGCUAUGGUAUGAAUUUUGAGAUCACAGCUGGCAACGUCGCCUACCUACGCUGUGCUGCUGACUACUUGGAGAUGACAGAGGACUACCAGCUAGAUAACCUCAUUCUAAGAACUGAAGCUUAUCUUGCUCAGGUGGUUGUUCAAAGUAUUGAGAAAGCUCUGGAAGUUCUUUCUGCUUGCGAGUCCCUACCUCUCUCUAUUGUGGAAGAGGUGGGAAUCUCAACCAGAUGUGUGAAUGCCAUUUCUGUCAACGCGCGCAGAGAGCAACUUGCUUCCAGUUUCUCCCAUGUAAGGUGCCAUGAGGACGAGGAUGAGGAUGAGGAUGACUCUGCGGAAUUAAAAGAAGCUGCAGACUAUAUUGAUUGGUGGGUUGAAGAUCUCUCUGUCCUCAGGAUUGAUUUCUAUCAGCAAGUUAUCUCAGCUAUGACAAAAGCAGGAGUUGAUAUUUGUAGCAUCAUUGCGUCUUUGAUGCAUUAUGCUCAAGAAUGGUUAAAGGGAAUUGGAAAACUUCAGAUAUGGAAUCCAGCAAGGUUAAGACCACAUUGUGGUACGCAAGAGCGUGACCAGAAGGUGAUUGUUGAGGCUCUUGUUGAUCUUCUUCCCAUUGAGAAAUCAAAGUCUUCACCAAUUCCCCUGAGUUUUCUGUUUGGUUUAUUAAGGAUGGCAAUCAUAGGGGAUGCCAAAAUCUCCUGCAGGAUUGAGCUUGAGAAGAGGGUUGGUUGCCGGUUAGAACUGGUUUCUCUUGAUGAUCUGCUUAUCCCAUCUGUUCACAAAGGAGAUUCCUUGUUUGACGUUGAUACAGUCUGCAGAAUUCUGGUGAACUUCCUUCAGCGGAUGGAAGAUGAAGAAACUAAUCAAGAUCAAUGUGGGUAUGAAUCUCAAGGUUAUAGCUCUCCUACCCAUACUUCUCUAUUGAAGGUUGGACGCCUUAUUGAUGCAUAUCUAGCAGAAAUUGCUCCUGAUCCUUACCUGUCACUACAAAAGUUCACUGCUAUUAUUGAGGCUUUGCCGGAUUAUGCCCGAGUCAUUGAUGAUGGGCUUUAUAGAGCACUUGACAUUUACCUCAAGGCUCACCCUAUGAUAUCUGAAGAAGAAUGCAAGAAGCUGUGCAAGUACAUCGACUGCCAAAAGCUCUCACAAGAAGCUUGCAACCACGCUGCACAGAAUGAUCGGCUUCCUGUUCAAAUGACAGUGAAAGUUCUUUAUUUUGAGCAGCUACGAUUGAAGAAUACCAUGUCGGGAAGUUCAGGAGAUGCACAGUUUUCCCAGAAAAUUAGCAGUGGCAUCGCAAGUGCUGCAAUGUCACCCAGAGAUACAUAUGCAUCCUUGAGGAGGGAGAAUCGAGAACUCAAGCUUGAGAUUUCAAGGUUGAGAAUGAGGCUCAAUGAUCUGGAGAAGGAACAGACUUGCAUGAAACAAGAGAUGUUGGACAAAUCAGGAAAUGGUAACACUUUUUUAACUUCACUUUCAAAAGGAAUAGGAAAGAUUGGGAUAUUUAGCACCCCAAUGGGAAACAAGCGCCAAAAAUCAGGGAGAAAAGGAAAAACUGGCCGUAGUCGAAGGCAUUCGGUUUCUUAAUGUAAUCAUAUGUCUUCAGAAGCUGCCUUCACGUGAAAUACAAUGAUCAGAAGAUAAAUACUUGAGCCCUUUACCUUCUUUCUGUAUCCAAAUGCUAAGCAAACACAUGAACAUAAAUUUGUAAUCGUCACGGUUUACAGAGAGGAAAGCAUGCUUAAGUACCAGUUUAAAAAGUGUUCUUGAAGCAAAACCAAUAUUUAAGCAUAGUUUCCUGCUUCUGAAGUCAAGAUUUGAGGCACAAAUGUUCAACAAAUCAGAGUGUUAAAAAUACUAAGUAUCACAUUGUAUGUAGAAUGCUUCAAUAUCUUGUCUCCUAUAUCUGUUUAAGAAUCUUGACUUAAGUAA